Aspergillus caelatus is the source of this 3671-nucleotide messenger RNA. Its product is annotated as cell differentiation and development protein Fsr1. The transcript has 4 exons. The record is from RefSeq and is a predicted model, not a curated record. Gene Ontology annotation, molecular function: protein binding. Lineage: Eukaryota; Fungi; Ascomycota; Eurotiomycetes; Eurotiales; Aspergillaceae. The coding region runs from base 511 to 3018 and encodes 835 amino acids.
UUUAAACGUGCAUUUAAACUGGAAAAAUUUGUCUUCGGGAUGUUUAUGGCCAGCUCAUCCUUUUCUCAACCCCUGACCACCACUUGAUGAGGCUGGGAAAACAAACAACCCCCAAGCGCUAAAGGCGGUUAAGCCGCGUGGGCGUCUAAGGAGCCAACGAGAACACCACAGCAUUUCCCCGACCUCAGCAGCGCAGCAGAACGCGCACCAGUCCAAGGCCACCUCCCGGCUCGACCUCUUUUGACGUCUACUCGAAUUCCGUCGAACGGAUUUCUCCGCCCUUUCGAUUUCAUCCAUUGUUUUCGCUCCCACCGGUGUAGACACGGCCCGGGGAACGCUGUUUCCUGCCGCUGUCGCCCGUCCCGACUUUUGUUGGAAUUACACCAAGAAAGUUUAUCGCUGUGGGCACAACUUCACCGAGUUAUUCACACCUCAAAUUCAACCCUCCGACUUGGAAACUACUUUCGAUUGAUAAUUAACGGCCUCCAUAGCCCUGAUUGUUGAUUUCGCAUGGCUUGGCAAUCGCCCUCGGCCAUGGUCGGGGCUGGAGGCUAUGGCGGACCCGGGGACGGGUCCUCCAACGGCGGGCAACCUCAGGGGACGGAGUAUACAUUACAAGGCGUUAUGCGCUUCCUGCAGACAGAAUGGCAUCGACACGAGCGAGACCGCAAUGCAUGGGAAAUCGAGCGCGCAGAGAUGAAGUCUCGUAUAGGCAAGCUGGAAGGCGACGUGCGCACAAGCAAGCGUCUACACGAGUCUCUGGGUAAACACGUUAGGCUACUUGAGGCCGCGCUGAAGAAGGAGCGCGAAAAGGUCAAGAAGCUCAGCAACAAUGAGAAGGUUGAGGACACCAGGGAUCCCAAGGAUAUCGCUCGAGAGAGUAUAAAUGCCUUGAAAUCUCAACGUCCUAAGCCAGCCAUGGAACUCAACGAAGCCGAGUUGAACGACAAUCAGCCUGAGUUCCGGCAAGAAAAUGAACGGGAAAAAUCGCGCCUUUAUUUAUCUAAAUGCUCCCAAGAAGUGACUUACCACGUUAUCCCUGCAUCGCAUCCUCCUCCCGACCUUAGCGAUCCGGAGCUCCCAAACCAUAUGUACGGAAACCAACAGCUGUCUCAGCAGGCCCUGGAGGAAGCAUACCACAUUCAGCAGCAGCGUCAAAAGCAACAGCAACAACAGCAGCAAGCAAACCAUAUGAUGGCCCGGGAGGUAUCUCUUCAGAACCAUCAGCCCAUUGUGGCUCAAUACCCUGAGAGUUCAGGGAUAUCUCGCCAGCCAAAUCAGUUUGGCCUGCCUCCCGGUUCUAGAGAAGCCCUGGAAAGGAAACCUUUGGAACCGCAACAAACCCCAGCCACGGCUGUUGAUAGUAGAAAGCAGGCUCCCGAACAUAUAAUUGUGGAUGAACGCACUGGUGCUGAGAAGCAAGCAUAUGAUGUGUAUGGUGCUCAAGGAGGGGCUAAAGAGGAGAUACAGCCACAACAAGCAGAACAGCAACAGCAGGAGGACUCGGAUGGUUGGAACUUUGACGAACCUUCCGAAAAAGAGCCCCCAACUGAACCGAUGCCGCCUCAUCGGCCAGACGUGGAUGCUUUUCCUAACGCCAACUUUGUUCGACCGAAAUCUCCUUCACGAUCUGGAUCGCUCUCCCAUAGACGGAAAAGCUCAGGAGCAAGGAGUAAGAGCGAGGGAUCGAGCGACAGCAUCGGAGGAACAUCCCAGAAACAGGAAACUAACUUCAAAGUUAGGUUUGCUUUGCGCGGACACCUGGAUGUCGUCCGCUCUGUGAUUUUCACCGGUGGUGGUAGUCCUUCGGAGCCAGAAAUCUGUACUUGUAGCGAUGACGGCACGAUCAAGCGAUGGAUUAUUCCAGCAACAUACGGUAAUUUUGGCUCCCAUAAUGCCAAUUCGAGCAAUGAUCUGGAUAUAACUAGCUAUUUCACACACAGAGGGCAUGUUGGUGCCGUCACAGCGUUGGCCGCAUGCUCUCCUUCCCGAGAUUUCUCUAAUGGAGGCCGCGCUUUGGGUGACGGCUGGGUAUUCUCCGGUGGCCAAGACGCCAGUGUGCGUGUCUGGGAACGAGGAAGGAUUGACCCUAAGGCCACACUUGAUGGUCAUACAGAUGCUGUAUGGGGUCUUUGUGUCCUCCCUGGAACUACUGGGUCUGUGUUCGGAGACUCUUGUGGUCAUUACGGCGGCCCUGAUCGGAUCUUGUUGGCUUCGGGGGCUGCGGACGGUCAAAUACUGAUAUGGGCAGUUAGUGCUCCACCUCAGCUCUCCUCGCCGCAAGCAGGGAAUAGACGAGCUGGAGGAAGCCGGAGGGCAAAUUCGAUCUCGUCUGGUUCAAACUUCCCAUCCUCACCGCAACCUAGCAUGGCUACUUCAACGCCAUUCCAUUAUACCCUCAUUCACAAGAUCACACGAAAGGAUUCCCCGUCGCCCACCUGUAUUAGUCCCUUGUCACUUGCCGGGGUGAACUUUGUGGUGUCCUUCUCGGACGCAUCAAUCAUUGUCUAUGAUACGAGGACGGGCGAGGAAAUUGUGGGAAUGGCGAGCCUGGAGACGUACGAUGGCACUCCUUCCACGGGUGUCAACUCUGUUGUAGCAACCACGGUUGGAUUCGACGGGUCUGCUGGCCUUGAUCCCAGCCGGAUCUCGGGUGAAGAAGAGGUGGUUCACGGCGCCACUGGCUCGAGUGGUGUGGAAGGUGUCAUAAUAAGUGGCUACGAAGACCGGUACAUCCGUCUUUUCGACGCUAAUAGUGGACAAUGCACUUAUACUAUGCUGGCGCACCCGUCCGCGAUUGCGUCACUUUCCCUAUCUCCAGAUGGACGCGAACUGGUGUCGGCCGGCCAUGAUGCCAGUCUGCGGUUCUGGAACCUCGAGAAACGCAGCUGCACCCAAGAAAUCACCAGUCACCGGUUGAUGCGUGGUGAAGGCGUGUGUUCCGCCGUCUGGAGCCGCGAUGGCCGAUGGGUCGUUAGCGGUGGCGGCGAUGGUCUGGUUAAGGUCUUCUCGAGGUAAUCUUCGAGAUAACGAGGGCUUCUACUGCCAAUGUAUGAUUUUACUCUUAUAUUCGAGCUGAUAUUCUUCUUAUGUCGUAUUUCUUGGACGCAUGAAUGGAUGAGCGCUUGGCGAAUUCUUGAGCAUUUCCAGUGGUCUCUUACCUGGCAUAUGUUCCCUUCUACACUUGUGGUUAUAGUUUCUUUUUUAUCUUCAUAAUCCGCUAUCCCUUUUCAAUUUCCCUAAACAUAUCCACCCUGCAUUGCUGUUACUAUUACUACCCCGGCUUAUAUGAAAUGACGAAGGGUGUCUUCUGUGCUUUAGAGUUUUCAUUAUCUUUGUUCACACCAACUGGUUACAUUCGCGAUUCAUGUACCCCUGUGACCCGUCAUUUUGAGGUGCUUUGGCAUCAUGUGUGAUGGCCACAACGGCAUACCUUAAGCUGCCGCUCAUCUAACCGUUAUUAGCAGUCUUAAAACCAUGAUGAUCCGCAGUUUGGCCUCUACACUCAUGCCCUGUAAUAUAGUUUUCUUUUCUUUUCCGUUCUGCGGGCCUUCCGCUGAUCCGAACAUGGUCCCCUCUCACUCGCCGAUAUACCGUUGGGAAUGAUGCUAGACACUACAGCAACAGGGCAACCGGGAUUCGAUUCCAAUCUACUCAGCAAGCCAUAGAAU